UUUGCUUUCAUUACGGUCUACUCUGCUGGAGGAACGUGACGGAGCUGGGUGGUCACACCGUAGCAGCGACCUCUUCUAUUUUUUUUAGGGAGAAUAACAACCAACAGUCUUGUACCGUCCCGGAACACGAAGUACUCUGUGAAUUUUCCCCGGCUCGACAAAUAAAUGCUGAGCAUAGGCAUCCGAGAAAUAAAACACGCGAAAGACAAGGACCGUUUUGCGAACGGAAACAAAAGCGCAUUGGCCAUACAGCAUCGAGAUCAAUGCAUACCCUCUGUGCUCGAGCAACGAUGAAACCAGAGAUAAACGCCGCCGUCGGAUUUCUGUCGCGAUUUCUGCGGAUUAAAGGACAUGUAAACGACAGACAGCUCCAGUCGUUCAGCCAAACCCUACAGGAUAUCCUGACAGAGCAAUACCAUCACCACUGGUUCCCAGACCGUCCCAACAAGGGUUCUGGUUACCGCUGCAUACGUAUCAACCACAAGAUGGACCCUCUGGUUGGGAAGGCCGGUCAACGCAUUGGUCUGAGCAUCCAGCAACUCUACCUGCUGCUUCCCAGCGAGCUCACAUUGUGGGUUGACCCCUUUGAGGUGUCCUACCGCAUCGGAGAGGACGGAUCCAUCUGUGUGCUCUACGAGUCCAAUCCCAGCGCCAAUGGAAACGGCAUCGUCACCACUGGAAACAGCAACCUGACCUCCUCCGUCACCCAGGUAUCCCCAAUGGUGGACAGUCACAUCAGCUGCAAGGAGGAACUUCUGAUGGGUCGAGCCAGUCCCGCUAAACCCUACAUGAUGACUGUGUCCAGCUAAGCAGGCCACGGCAGUCAUUUUUAAGAUAAUAUGAAAUAAAAAAGAAAAAGCUGAAGAAGAAAAAAAACAGGAUGAGUCCUAUCGUCCAGGUGAUGGAAACCUCGUAGGUUUAAUUUUCACUAGUUUGGUUGUCUGUUCUAUUUUUGUGUUGGAUCUACCAGAGGCUUGACCCUGGGGCAGCUAUGAAGACCUGAGACAUCGCCUCCCUUCGCAGAGACUUGCCUGACCCCACGGCGGUCUUCGUGGGGGAGGGGUUUCACCACCAUCCACCGAUGUUGACAUUGCACUAUCGCUUUCAUUGCUUAUGUUACCACAUACACACAAACGCCCUUUAAAAUGUCAAGGAUAUACACCCAGAAUCCCGUUCAAUCAUCUCUUUCUGUUCCCCGUUGAGCUAAAGCCCUGACGUCAGUUUCUCCAGACCAGACUAGCCGCCGUUCGCCUCUUUUCUGAAAAACUCACUUUUUUUGGACCACAGAGCGGUAUUUUUCUCUCAGUUUCGAUGUCUGGUGUGCUGGCUGGGCUUCAGGUCAACGAGAACGGUUUCAGCCGCUGUGGAAUACCUGUGUCGUACUGUUACCCACACAAGCCGUCGAUGGCACUGUGAUGCAAAGGUUUUCAUGCUUGUAGCUUUUUCUGAGGGUGCGACACAUCCCUCCCUCCUGGUUGAAUGUAAUUUAUAACAAAAUGAAAACAAAGAAAAAUCUAACUACAAUUCAUUUAGGCCCCUUUUGUCAUAUACCAAAUGGAAGAUGUAGCAAAGUUUUUUUUUUUUGACCUAGAGCAGAUUUGGUUUUUCUUUAUUUUCUGCCUGGUUAGAAAAGACAUUGAAUGCACUUUGACGUUUAGACUGUGUUGGAUGAUGUUGAGGUUCGGCCUAGCUGCAUUCCAUCGCUUUCUAUUAUCUUUUUUAGUUUCAUGCUCUUUUAUCACUACUGUUUUUGCAAUGUGGUUGCAAUAGUAAGGAAGCGAGAGGACAAGAAACUUUUCAAACCAGGUUCUCUCGUUCUGCUGUGCCGUUUUAUCUUUUCAAAUGACUGAUAUUCACACAAUUCAGACUGUGAGAUGUGGUUUUAGUUUUUUGGACUCGAAUGUCAUGUUUAUAAGGCCAGUAACCUGCAGAAAAAGACUGUGUAAACUAUUCUAAGAUGGUUUGAUGGUCUCAUGAUAAUGAUAUUCAAUAUAUUCUACAUUAGUUUUUUUAAAGAUGUUCAAAAUGGGCCAACACCUCCAUCCAACAGACCAGACUGCGAGACCUUCAAACCAGUUUAGGCCAGUUCAUGCUGUUUUUUUAUCAACAGGGCUCAUCAUGGAUAAUGUAGAGCCGUUUAUGCAAUGGGAAAGCUGGUCAAGAUGUCUCUCCAUCAGAAAAAAAGCAAAUACAGAAACCUGGUUUACGGGACCAGUGUUUCCCAUCGCAUUGUUUUCAAAUCCGAAGUCGGCUUGGCAGACGUGAACACCUCACUUGCACUCGGUAAAACUAACGGCAUGCACUUUUCAGCCAGACUAACUAGCCAAGGGUCACCGGUGUGAUUUUCUUAAGUUGGAGUGCGCGGUCAAACAUAUCAACUCCCUCCCUAGGCUGGACGUAGGAGGGGGCUGGACCCUCAAACCAGGGCAGCUACAAUCCUCUCCGGUCCCCCCUCACAGUCCGGAGGAGAAUCUAGCCAGCACACAUACCGAGCGCACUCCAAACCCACUGAGCCUUACAGGCAGGGCAGGGUCAAACAGGAAGAGACACAAAUUAGCCAAACAGGACAAGAUCGGGCCGGUGUUCCUGGUUUUGUCCAGCAACAAAUGGCAUUUGGUUCGGGAAAUGCUAGCGGAUUUGUGCUUGAAUCUGUUUACAUUCGCUGAAAUGAGCGUUGGCGUGAGUGGGCGGGUGUAAAGGCUUUGUAUGUGUAAGGGACCGUCUUGCCUUACCCCUUGGGAUGCCAAGAUAGGGUGCUGAUGAUUAGUCCUGUAUGUGUGCUAAUACAUUUGACCUCAGAGGAUCAUGGGUAACAUAGCCAGGUUGACGAUGCACUGCCGUUCCUUGUUUUUCCCAUAAGCUAUUUGAGACAGGAGAGCCCAUCUAACAAACUGAAACCACAGCGCACACACUUCCUAAAUCCAAAUUCACGUUUUAAACAUGGGUCGAUGUUUGAUAAAACCCGGAUGUCCAACUCCUCUGAAUGCUUUCUUUAUCCCUGACAGGUAUCCCCGCUUUCUAUUAUUUAACAUUAAAGCUUGUUAACUACGAUCUGGUGAUCUUAACCAAAUUCGAACAGACAAUUUGAGUGCUUUUAGAUCUACAAUUUUUAAGAAUCGACUUGACCCUCGACACCACCUCCACCGAAAUGACAGAUUUCGCUCACUCCUCGUGUUUGUUCAGUAAGCCUUUGCACACACGUUUUAGUAUCGUCAAGUUUAAAUUAAAAUGUACUUGGAGGCAAGAGCACACGAAAUGCACUAAUAGGUUAUCAUUGAAGUUAUGUGACUUUUGAGUCUCUAUUGGAAUGUAUUGCCAAGCUCAGGCCACAGACAUUCAUUAUUAGACCAUUAUGGAUGUGCUGGAUAAGAUGUGAAAUAUAGAAGGGAAUUGAAAUUGGGUUCAGAUCUUUGUCGGUCAUUUCAGAAGUUAUUAGACUUGUCGCCACUUUCGCAUUGGAAGUGGUUCCACAUUUGUAGAAUGUAUCGUUAUUGUACGACAUAUGGUAGACUAAGUACAUGACCAUACAUAUGGGAAGUGCCAAUAUAUGAUAUUUUGCUGUGUGUAGACGUGUUCCUUUUUGUAUUUCAUAUUUGAUCAUGAAUUCCUCUUUUCAUAAGUGAAGCCAUUCGUGUUAGGAGUGUUGGAGAGGACCAAAGUUGUUUGGUAAAAUAUAUACUGUAUAUAUAUAUCAGUUUCCAUGCUCUGUACUGAUAGACUUUCCUUGUUUUUUGUUUUCUUUUCUUUUUUAAUUAAAACAAGAAAUAAGAAAAUCUGAGCAACCCAAGAUAAUGCCGCCUGUAUCUUGUGAUUUUUUUUCCCCUGUCUGUACAUCUCUUGUGUUCUGUCUUCUCUUUCUUGGGUAUGUUGUGAUGAACUGCUGUAAAUUUGUACAGUUCAUGUAAAUUGAUUGUGCGGAAGUUGUACAGAUUUCUAUAUUUUGGAAGAAAAGUUUUUUUCUCUGUAAUAAAAGAUUUCCUAUCUUGGCAAUGUU
This is a messenger RNA of Triplophysa rosa, 3994 nucleotides long. It is a transcript of the gene btg1, whose product is annotated as B-cell translocation gene 1, anti-proliferative. The record is from RefSeq and is a predicted model, not a curated record. NCBI's taxonomy places the organism in Eukaryota, Metazoa, Chordata, Actinopteri, Cypriniformes, Nemacheilidae. The transcript has 2 exons. Gene Ontology annotation, biological process: negative regulation of cell population proliferation; negative regulation of mitotic cell cycle. The coding region runs from base 264 to 809 and encodes 181 amino acids. Gene Ontology annotation, cellular component: nucleus; cytoplasm.